Molecule: messenger RNA, 6017 nt
Organism: Octopus bimaculoides (California two-spot octopus)
Lineage: Eukaryota; Metazoa; Mollusca; Cephalopoda; Octopoda; Octopodidae
Biological process (GO): regulation of transcription by RNA polymerase II
Molecular function (GO): DNA-binding transcription factor activity, RNA polymerase II-specific; RNA polymerase II cis-regulatory region sequence-specific DNA binding
Source: RefSeq, a predicted model, not a curated record
GAGCAGAAGAAGUAGAAUCUCGAGAGGAAGAUGAAGAAGCAGAGGAUGGUGAGCCAGAAAAUUCCAUAAUCCUGUCUGCGGAGGCGGCGAAUGUUCAAGGGCCGUGUGUUUCAUCAUAGGAGCUAAAAUCGACUGUACAUUAGAAGGCAUCUUCGAGAAAAAUAGUUGUUUGACAAAUGCCUGUCCUUCAUAUGAGCUAUCGGACAACUCUUGGAUUCGUCGUAAAAACUGGGUGGGGGUUCGCUCCCCGAGAUGCUUAUCCUGCAAGAGUGUGCAAAAUUUACUCUCAGCCGAGGGUGAGUUACGCCGCAGAACCUCGACUUUGAAAGUUUCGUAAGUCAUAUCCGGUGGGGUUCCUGUUAUCAUAUCUCUCACUGAAAGUGCAAGCGGAGAAGGAAUGCCAGUAAGAGUGAUGUGGAGUUUGCUCUGUGCUGACUGAAUUGUUAAAAGAAAUGAAGAACGAAUCCUGUUGUGAAAACCACAUCUUAACAUCUCCUUGAUAUUGAGGCAGAGGAAAAUGACUCAUCUUGGACGACAGUAGGAAAACGGAACGGCACGAAGAACAACUGGUUGAAGAAACACUGUUAGAAAUAGCAGUCAAAACACACUAGAUAAAAGAAGACGCGACGAGCCACGAACUAGGAAUUUGUUUUUUUUUUUAAUAGCAGAGGAUGAAAAUAGAAGAAAUCCUUGCUAGUUGAUAGGGAACAAAUUAUGGCCAACGCGUAGAUAAUCCGGGUGGUUGAGAGAAAGAAACUCAUACCUGACAUGUAGGAAAAUUUUCUGUCCAUGUGAAUUCUUGUGAAAAUUCCAGAUGAUUUUUUUUUUCCUUUUUUCUUUUUUUUUUUAUAAGCAAGAAGAAAAUUCUCUGGAACGCUGUCUUCCAAUGACCAAGAUGUAUUUUCGGUUACAACCCGAGGAAAAUGAUUUGCAGUUUCCCCGCUUGAAAAUGACACCAAAAUUUUUCCUGGUGAAGAAGACCAUAUGAUGACGAGAGACAUCAGUGGUAGCAUAUUCCUAUGCGAGGAGUGGUGGUCUGGUUGCGUCACGAAAGAGAAAAGGGAAUACGUCUUCACUGGUCUGUAUUCGCUCAGUGGUCACCAUUUCAGAUGAAUAUGUUCAUCUCCCACAUUGGGUUGUCAUUUUAGAAGUCUGUGUUCACGUCGGAGGUCACCAUUUUAGAUGAUGCAGGUCGUUAUGAGCCACCUAAUAUGACUUUCAGAAGGCUGUAAUUUCGCUGGUGGUAAACCCGGAUGAAAAACAUACAAGCGAGGUUGCAACUUAAACACGUUUAUUGUGGCCACGCGUAUAUUACACAAUGGGAUGAUAAAUAGAAUGGCUGGUGUGUAAAGGCCAUGGUCUUCUGUGCUAUGCUCCUAUCUUGUAGCUGGUGGGUGUUGAGAGAGGCUAGAUCACAUCUUUACAGUUCGAGGUCCCAGUACAGAAAGUGGAAGAGAUAAGGUCAUGUGGCUGAACCUUAAUGUUUUGUAACGCCUUCUAUCUCUGUAUAGCCAGCUUGUUUACCCGCUGUCAGGGGGAGUAAUGCGCCUACACCUUCAUGUCGCUAAUUUGACCGAAAAUGCUAUUCAAGAGCUCUGCCGUAUUUUCUUGAUGUAUUUUUGGCCGUUUCUCUUGAUGUAAAGCCUUCAGAUUAUUACCUAUUUUAGUUGCUCUCCAACAAUCUGCGACACGUUUGUUCAACGACUACGUGGUUCGAUUAAUUCUUCAAGUCAAAACCUGAUGAUUUUUACUGUCAAAGCAUUGCAAGCUUGUGUAACGUUGGCAAGAAGUCAUGAACAAUGAAAGAGAAUAUAUUAGAAUAAAUUAUUGACUGAUCUGUUAAAGUUGUUGAUGAAAAAUAAAGAUUUUUAGUGAGACCUAGAUUUGAAACCGUAUAGGUUUAGCAGCUAAAGAUUAGGCAGCUUCCAUGAAUAUGAGCCAAUCAUCUUGUUGCAAUAUCAACCCAUAUUAUUGAAAGUAUCAGAUGUUUCUGCCAAAAUAGAGGUUAUAAAUGCGAAAACAUAGUCAAACACACUAGAGGUGCCCAUAGGAAACACAGAUAAACAAGUCCGAAAGAAGACUGGUUUCUUGGCUGCUACUCGACCCCAAAUUUUAAAAAAACCGUCGACUAUGAAGAACAGAGUUUUACAUUGGUUAAAGCCACACUUGGUUUUACUAUAAAAAAAACAUGUACAUCAUUGUAUAAUAUAUUUUGCGUGUUCAUUUGUAGAAGUAACAAAAGAAACCAUCUAUAUUCCUUCGUAAAGUGGUACACGGAAUCAAAGCAAGAAACAUUACAAAUUCUGUUGGUUGUUGUUCACCAUCAUUUGAUAAUUCAGCUUGGGUCGUCGUUGGUUAUAUAUUAAUUUUCCUCUGGAAACAGCAGGAUGUGCAUAGCUCGUCUUGAUGAAAAAAAAACUCUCACCUCUCUGAUUCGUGAAUAAUCUGUCAAACCAAUUUAUGGAAAAGGAGGCUCCAGACCACAUACAGGAUUUGUUAUUUGAAAUAUAUUACGCGCAACGUGAUUGGACCUUCGAUCCAAUUCCUGCGUAAAAUUCAACCAAUCACAUCACGAGCUAAAGGCAAAUAACAAAAUGUAUUAUAACCGAACUAAACGAAAUCGGGUUUAAUGAGGGAGGUACCUUGUGAAAAAUCACCUGACAAAGCACAUCUGCACUGAAUAAUGCACCCCAACUAGCUGUACAACAUUUUGCCCACGAGGAGCCGAUGCACAAUGGAUUGAAACGAUCGUAGUGGUUAACAAAGAAUCCAUGUAAAUUCUAUUUUCUCAUGUUAUAUACAUUGUGUGUGUAUAAUAUACUAAGUCUCUUUCUUAUGUAUACUUCUUUUGUAAAUAACACUUUAACGUCUGAAGCUAUUCCAAUUUAUAUGAUUUACUUUCUAAAUCAUUCGACACGACCUGGAGUCGUUGUGUUUAUUUUUUUUGUAUUUGUUUCAUACUGAAACAGUUUGAUGUUUUCUAAAUUAACCAACAAUGUUUCUUUCUUACUUCAACAAUGUCUAUUUAGUUGUUCUGUUUGUCUUUUAUAUUUGAAAGUUCAUUCUGUUUUCGUAAUGCUUAACUAAUGUUUCAAUAUUCAUAAAUCUUGACGAUGUGCCGUGCAUCGCAAUAAUUAUGAGAUUUUUUUUUCACCAUUAUUGUAGCCCGAACAGUCCUUUUGCAGUAAGUUGCUAUCAUACUCAAGCUUGAUCUGAUUGUUUUCUCGCCAACACCAAUAAAAAUCUUUCUCUCUAAAUUUUCAAACAGGGUUUGAAAAUAAACAGAACAGCGUUGUUCUGUUUAUUUAUUUUUUUUUUUUUUUUGUAUCCAGAAGUUCAUUCUGCGAUCUUUUGAUGUGUCACAAUGUUCAUAAAUUCAGAUGAUCUGUCUGGCAUCGCAACAGUCAUAAGCAAUUUUGGUGCUACUGAAACUGCGGUAAGCACCCUAAAGGGUGCUGUCUACCGCAGUUUCAGUAGUCUGUGCUGUGAAAUUGUCUGAUUUGGGUUAACGUUAGGGUUAGGAACACUUUGAAAUUAUAUAUUGAAAAUUCAGACGGCUAAUAUGUGUUAGUGCCUCUUCAUGUCUACACAAGAAAUGUGGUUCUUCAUGAACUUCUGCAGUGAAUCAUACCCGUAUAGUAUUUUGGGAGUGAUAAAUAUAAUUUUCUCAUUUUCCUGUUAUUUUGACAUUUUUAUUUACUUUCUCGUCCUCUAAUUAUCAACUUUCCUCGGGUAACUUUUUCAAUAAUAAUUCCGUCUUUAUUGACGGCUGGGGUAUUCUAAUAUGUGUGUGCGUGUGUGUGUAAAAACUAACACUCCCUUUUUCCGAGCUGAGAUUCGAAACCGAAUCUAAGGAUUCUCGCUUGUCUGAUCCACCACUAAUCAAACAGGCGUGAAAGAAAUUUCUUUGUCCUGUCAAAUUAUGAUGGAUUGUUUCCCUUCGACCUCAGCCGUGUCAUUUAAGGUUCAAGUGGACAGGAGGUGACUACUUAGGUAGGAAUUUCUUUUGUGGUAUGUCUGUCCUUCUAGCUUUCACGACUUUUAUAAAUACAGUAAUCCGUCAAGGGACAGUCAGUCAGAGAAUCUUGUCAGAGACAGACGGUCAGUGAGAGAAGUAGUCAAGUCAGGGACGGAGAGAGAGAGAGACGCGCCACGAGAUAGCCAGCCAGUAAUUUCUCAGAUAUUCAACAUGAACGACAGUCGCUAUCGCAGAACAUAAACAGACACCACUGGAUGACCAACGCACACACAGACACAAACCAUGUCCGGUUCUACCCUAUCGUAUCCGCAGAUUUACCGUCACCAAAAUCAAGGCGAAUACAAUUAAAGGUUGAGUCGAUUCAGAUCUUUAAUAAAUCUAUUGUAUCCAGUAAUGGAGAUGCCUUUAGGAAUUAACAGUUUUCACGCCUUAUUAAAACUUGCUUUUUAAUCUCAUCAAUGUAAAACUCUUUUGGUUUCAAAGCGAAGAACUCUGAAAUGUCAGUUUCAACCUCCUCCUGGCUUGCAAAAGUUAUGUCCCCCAAAUAAUUCUGUAAACUACAAAACAAAUGGUAGUCUGAAGGAGCAAGGUUGGGAGAAUAAGGUUAUAUUUUUUGGAAAAUGAAAUUACCAGGAACUGUUCGAGAUCAAUUUAAUUGCAAUAAUCUCAAUGAUAAAAAACAUUCAUAAUAAUUUUCAUUGAAGUUCAUUUGAGAGAAUUAAACCAAAGGGGAAUUAUUUAGAGUAAUUUAUAGGAAAUGUUUCUUCCACAAGAGUCUGAAUCUUCAGAACCAGAUACACAAGCUGAGAAAAGAUUAUUUCCUUGCUCAACAUGUGGCAAAAGGUUUUUAAACAGAACACAUUUUAACAUACAUCAAAGGACACACACAGGAGAAAAACCUUUCAGUUGCGAAACUUGUGGUAAAAGUUUUUCGCAAAAAUGUCAUCUAAUACAACAUAUAAGGAUUCAUACCGGGGAGAGGCCAUUUCAGUGUGGUGCAUGUGAAAAAACUUUUGUUCAAAGUUCUCACCUUAGAAACCAUAUUAAAUCCCAUUUGGACGAAUUUCCUUUUACAUGUGAGAUGUGUGGUAAAGGGUUUUCAGAAAAGGUGGUUUUAGAUGAACAUAUAGAAAUGCAUGAAAGGGAAAAGUGGACCAAACAGAAGAUACUCACAAAAAAUUCUCUAACUCCUCUUGUUAAUACAGAAUAUAUGAAAGCUUGUCAAGAAGCAAACAUUUUAUGUUGUGACGUAUGUGGAAAAGAUUUUCCAACAGUUUCAAAGCUUAAAACUCAUAAAAGAUUCCAUGUUAAAGAGAAAAGAGUUUCUUGUGAAAUAUGUGGGGGAAAAUUUUUUAAUGGAUCUGAUUUAAGUAUACAUCUAAGAACACACACUGGAGAGAAACCAUUUCAUUGCGAGGUUUGUGGGAAAAAUUUCUCCCAAAGUCCUCAUCUUAUACAACACAUACGAAUACACACUGGGGAAAAUCCUUUCCCCUGUGAGAUAUGUGGGAAAAACCUUUCUUCUAGAUCACACUUAAAAAUUCAUAAAAGAUCACAUACUGGAGAAAGGCCUUUCCAUUGUCAAAUUUGUGGUGAUUCAUUUUCAUGUAGUUCUCAUUUAAGUGCACAUAUAAGGAUACAUACUGGAGAGAAACCCUUUAAAUGUGAGGUCUGUGGAAAAUAUUUUUCACAAAAUUCUCAUCUUACACAGCACAGGAGAACACAUACUGGAGAAAAGCCUUUUUCUUGUAAAAUCUGUGCUAAAGGAUUUACUUUAAAAUCUGGCUUGAAAUUUCAUCUCCAGAAACAUUCAUGUUCAAAGACUUUUCAUUGUGAAUUUUGUGAGAGAAAAUUUACAAAUAAUUUCCGUUUUAUACAACACUUAAGAACACAUACUAAGGAAAGGCCUUUUCUCUGUGAAAUAUGUGGGAAGAAAUUUUCACAAAGUUGUAACCUUAAACUGCAUAAGAAAACACAUUCUUGAAAGACGAUUUUUCUAUCUAUCUUUAGAAAUCCAUUAAAUAUUUCCUCUUCAAUA